GGCAGACAGGGAGAGAUCCGAAGAAGAGGUAUGGGGCGAGGCCGAGCACCGUGCUGCGCCAAGGUGGGGCUGAACAGGGGCUCCUGGACGCCGCAAGAGGACAUGCGCCUCAUCGCCUACAUCCAGAAGCAUGGCCACGCCAACUGGCGCGCACUCCCCAAGCAAGCAGGUUUGCUGCGGUGCGGGAAGAGCUGCAGGCUGCGGUGGAUCAACUACCUGCGGCCGGACCUGAAGCGCGGCAACUUCACCGCCGAUGAGGAGGAGACCAUCAUAAAGCUGCACGGCUUGCUCGGGAACAAGUGGUCCAAGAUCGCGGCGUGCCUGCCGGGAAGAACGGACAACGAGAUCAAGAACGUGUGGAACACGCACCUGAAGAAGAAGGUGGCGCAGAGGGAGCAGAAAAAGGCGGGCGCCACUAAGAACGACGCCGAGGCGAGCGGAGACGCCGGCACGCCCCUCACGUCGUCCUCGGCGUCCUCGUCGACGACGACCAACAACAGCUCCGGGGGCAGCGACGCUGGCCAGCAGUGCGGCACGAGCAAGAAGCCCGAUAUGGUCGACAUAUCUGCCUUCGAACCAGAACACAUCGACAUAUCGGACAUGCUGGUGGAUGCGCCCACCGGGGCGUUCCCGGCGCCGCAGCCAAUGCCGCCGUCGCCGUGCUCCUCGUCCUCCCUGACGACGUGCAUCGGCGGCAUGGAGGAGGAGAUGCUCGAUCUUCCGGUGAUAGAUAUCGAGCCGGAGAUCUGGAGCAUAAUCGAUGGCGACAGCGCCGACGUGCCGGACGUCUCGGGCGCGAGCCAUGGCGAUGCGACAGUGCCACGUACCGCCAACGCCGCCAGCGUCAGCGAAGCAGAGGAGGCUAACGAUUGGUGGUUGGAGAAUUUGGAGAAGGAGCUGGGCCUGCGGGGCCCAACAGGGGAAACGCAGGCCCAGUCUGACCUACUGGACCAGAUGGGAUUUGCGGGCCCACUCGGCAACACGGAGGGGGACCCAGUCUCCACCUACUUCGAAACCGGGCCCACCAAUUGCUGAACUCCAGAUAUCGGAUCAUCUGCCGUUCUGUUAUAAGUAGCAUGACGGAUCCGUUCCGUCCGAUUUAGAAUCAAAGGCUGGGAUUAAGAACAA
Molecule: messenger RNA, 1128 nt
Organism: Phragmites australis (common reed)
Lineage: Eukaryota; Viridiplantae; Streptophyta; Magnoliopsida; Poales; Poaceae
Product: myb-related protein Zm1-like
Exons: 3
Coding region: 31-1035 (334 amino acids)
Source: RefSeq, a predicted model, not a curated record